Messenger RNA from Acanthosepion pharaonis, 1419 nucleotides. The record is from the annotation of a GenBank genome assembly. NCBI's taxonomy places the organism in Eukaryota, Metazoa, Mollusca, Cephalopoda, Sepiida, Sepiidae.
AUGAGAGCGCCUCCAACGGAAACUCAAAAAGUGCAACAUUUCAAGAAUUAUUUGGGUUAUGUUCCCUGUUAUUACCUUGAGCCAUUUGGACAUGUACCUUCGUUCCUUGUGCGUGCUGCAGCCAUUAUUGAACAGAAUAUUUUUGUGGAAGGAAUCUUUAGAAAAUCUGGAUCUUUGAGUCGGCAAAAAAAAGUUGAAGAAGAAAUUGAAAAUGAAUGUGAUGUAUCAUCAGCAAAUGUGUUUGACAUUACCAGCCUCAUCAAGCAGUUUUUUCGUGAAUUGCGUGAACCAUUACUGACCAAUUUAUACCGUGACUCAUUUCUCAAAUGCCUGCAGAUUUGGAACAACACUAGUAAUAGCAGUGAUGUUCUAAAAUCCGAUGAAUGCCCUGUAGUGAAACUUUGUCUCUUGCUUCCUCCAGAACAUCUCAGUACUUUGCGUUUCACCAUGAACUUGUUUUCCAAAAUUGCUGCUGCUUCUGGUCAGAAUAAAAUGAAUGUGAGAAAUUUGUCCCUUGUCAUGGCACCUAGUAUCAUGCAUAGUUAUAACAAAGGAGACAAGAUAACAGAUGUGGAGGAGAAGUUAUUGCCGUUGCAGAUGUCACUGAUGGAGCUUUUGAUUUCUAAAGAGAAGAAUAUUGGCCUGAUUUCCAAUGCUCUAUAUGAACGGGCAGAAACAAUGACAGCAUGCUUUGGUAAUGUCAUGGAACCAGACAGUGCCAAUAUUAAAGUGGCUGCUAGUGGACACAAAAAAAAGGAAAGGCGAAGUGGUUCACUUCAGGGUUUUGUGAGCACAAUUGCUCAGAGCAUCACACGUUGGCAUCGUAGUGGUAAUAAUAGUUACAGCAGAUCCAGUAUAACUCGCAGUUCUCCAGAUCUUACUAAAGUUUCAGAUGCAUCUUCUACUGAUAAGCCUGUCCAGCUUACUCCAGUUAUUCUUGGGAAAAGAAAAGCUCCAAAAGAAAUGGCUACUUCAGGAUUGUCUGCAUCAAAACGGAAAGCUGGUAUCAUUGGUCAGCAACAUUUGUUGCCCAACACACCUUCAAGGAAGUUGACUUCAAGAAUGCAAGAUGACUCAAACCAGUACGAUUUGAAAGCAAACCUGUUGCCAAACACACCUGACAGAAACAAAACAUCGCCAUCAAAGAAAACGAAACGGAAGCCCUUUUUCCAAGUACUUUGUGCUUCCAAAAGCUCCAAAAAAAUUGAAGAAGUUAAGAAUCUUGGGACAAAAUUGAAAGAACCCAGUAUUCAAGAAUUUGGCCUUUGUAGAGAAGCAGUUGGUAAUGGAAAAGGCAGCCGACGGCGUAAAAGAAGUGCCAGCCCAUUCCAUAGAAAACUAGGAAUCAUCAAGCACGCCGUUCCAGUACUGGCAGUUGCUAUAGUCCACAUCCAGCAGCUGCCGUGUCUGUUUCUAUAG